UUUAUAUGUAUCGAGGAGCUGACAAUUAGCAGAGGCAAUAUCAGAAAAGCCACUGAAGACGUUCCUUGUGUGCCAUUUCUUCAUUAUUCCAUGUGUAACAUUAUACAAUCGUCCCACUUUCGUAGAGACUCUAGUUUUAAGAUGGCUCCAAAUCGUUAAGUGGCCUUGACUUUGUCAGUGAAUAUACUUGGACUUAAUAGACAAUGCUACGUGACACAUUCCAAAUGUGUACUACAGAAACCUUUCAAAAAGUUAAGCUCAGUUGGGUGUGAGAAGAGAAAUCUGAAGUCCUAAGCCAAAAGGUUUGCAUUUAAUCAAGGUCGUUGUGGGUUCAUCCUUCUGAACUAUUUAGCCACAAUGGAUUUUCCAGACAUUACCAUCGUAUUAAGUAAUGACAUUGAAGACUGGGGUGAUUAUUUAUCAGACUGUUUUCAUCAACGUUUAGAUCCAUCUUUGAAAAUAGAAUUGUUGGAUGUUGAAUAUCUAUCGUUCCCCCUUCCUGACCAUUGUGUCAUGAGUUUGGAUAGAGCCAAGGUGGUUCUAGUUAUACUGUCUGAAGCUUUUUUGAAGUUCAUAGAGGAAAACCCCAGAUCCUUUCAGUUUAUUUACCUACUGAAACCUUCUCAGACUGUUGCUCUGAUGUGUGGACUUAAAGAUUGUGAAGUGAAUUCCCAUUAUAAGGAAUUGCUAGUAAUGUAUGAUUUGUGGUUACGACUAGAGACACCAAUUAUAGAAGGGAAGAUGUUUCUACACAACGUUAUUAGGACAGUUGACAUGAUCUUAAAACGGUUAACAGACAAAAAUCAACGUUCGCAAGAGUUGCAGUUUGAACUGUGCCCUAAAGUAAUUCACAAGAAAUCCAGAGAAGUUUUUGCAGUCUUAAACGUACCUGUGAAAGAAGAUCAGGAUAUCAUAUUUAUUCUGGAAAAAGACAACAAACAAGAAAAAGUGGAAUCAACCCGGCGAAAUCCGUUCACAUUCCAGUUCUCGGUUCCUGCCAGUUUCAUUUCUACGUCCUCAAUGAUAACAGUUUGUAUAUGGAAUAGUGAGGGGUACUAUGGUCAGAAAACAUUGUACUAUCAAUCUCCAAUGGCGCAAAUGCUUGAACUAUUGGACGAUAACGUUUCUCCCUAUGAGCUAUUGUGCCAGAGCCUCAAUGUAACAACGCCUGUAGAUGUUGACCACCGGCUAACUCAAAUUUUCAAGGCCAACCUUCCGUCAGAGGGUUUCAAUCUGCUCGUGCCACCUCCCGAACCGCUGCUCAAGACCGAAGAUGAAAUGCCAACUUUGCUCCACUUCGCUGCUCGCUACGGCAUGAAAGAGUUUACUUCUGUUCUUUUAAAGUCGCCUGGAGCCGCGAGUGCCUGUGGCUUUGAGAAUUGCCGAGGACUUCUUCCAGUCCAUCUUGCACGUUUAAGAAACCACACAGAGACUGCAGACAUACUGGAUUCAUUUCAAGAAAAAUUGGGAUAUGAACCUCACCAGACUGCCGAUCGUCUUUCGAAGACGAAAGACAACGAACCAAACAGAAUUUACUACACUGUCAUGCAAGAAAAUCCAGCUCAUUUAAGAAUAUACGAAAGUAUUUGGAAUUCUCAGAGUUUACACGACAUAUCUCAAGAGUCCUCGGAAAUUUCAAAGCUCCAACAUUGGCCUGUUACAGAUUCCAAGCAGAGUUAUCCUACUUAUGAAAAUAACUCUGUUAAUCCACCUACCCUUCCACAAAGAACACAGUCUAUCCCAGAGGAUAAAUCUGGACAUUAUGAAAUGAUGUCGCCAGUUUUCUCGUCAGAGGAAUCAGGACAGCUUCCACCCCAUAAGAAAAUUAUUCUGGAAAGCCUGAGUAGUAAAAGAAAGGAAAAAGAAAGUACUAAGAUGAACGAUGACGACUACUUUUCACCUGUAAAAGAAGAACCUCGAGCUGAUUCUCCUGAGUGUAAAAAAUGUUGUUUUCUCUCACCCCAACAAGAACUGAUAGCCUUUAACGAAGAGUACAAAAAAGAUGUCAGUACGAUAGAGGCGGAAAUGAAGUUCAGAGAUUGGCAAAAGCGGAACAGUUCUUCAUCCGGGAAGAAAAGUAGCGGAUAUUCUCGAGACCAGAACAGCAAGAUCCAGAGCUCCAGGAGACGGCGUUCUAACUCUUUCUUUGACCUGUUUAACUUUAUAUUUGGUUUAUUCAAGCAGAAAGGAACUUCAGCUGUUAAGUUACCUGACGUCACCGAUGGUUGCGCUAUCUACUCCGAGAACGAUAUUUUGAAUGACAACAAUGACACAACACUGCAAUACAUUCGAGAUUUAGCACUAAUGGCCUCUAGAUGCGGUGAAUAUUCCAAUGUAAUGGAGCCAGACGACACGUCUGUAAGAUCAAGUAGUACUAAUACGUCGUUUAGCACGAAAUCUUGUCGAGGUAGCAGUGGCUCGAGUUUAAAAUCAAGUGACCGUUGUAGUAGUGUCUGCGCAAAGGAUGGAAACGAUAACGUUUUUUAUUCUGAUUCGGGUGAAGAGAGCAAAGAGUUGAAGGGAAACCAACUAACAGAUGCCGAGAACAACACACACUCAACAUUGAGAACUUCUCUGAGACAUGUUCACAAUCCGUUUUACGAAUAUGUUCUUCCGCGACGUAAUGAAGUUCCAGGGAAUGAAAAACAAGUUUGUUCAGUCGAGCACAGUGACAUGUUAACUUCAGAAGACGAUACCAAUAACACAGCAACAGCAAAAGAAAAGUUUCACAGUAGUCCUUCACAUCGCCCCAAGAUCAGAAGUUUGAAUUCAAGUUAUCGAUGCAACACAGCCUGCACGAAAUAUAUAAGCAAUACUUUUUCCCAUUUUGAUACAAGUGAAGAAGACGUUGAGUUAAGGGAAGAAAUUCAAAAGGCCGUGACGUCUGAAGAUAUUGAAAACUCCCCUGAGACCUUUGUUUCUUCCCUAAGAAAACAGUCAAUGGAAGCGAAGAACAGCACACUGAGACACACACACAAUCCCAGUUACGAGUGCGUUCUUCUGCUACGUAAAGAAGAUCCAGAGAGUGAAAAACACGUCUUUUUAACCGAGUACACCAACACAUUAACAGCGGGAGAUGAUGCAAAUAACGCAUCAACAGCAGAGCAACAAGUUCUCAACAGUAAUUCCCAUCAGCCCAAGACUCAAAGAGGUUCAGAAUCAAGUGGCCGAUGUAGAGCAAUCUGCAAAAAAGACAGACUUGAUAGUGUUUCUUAUAGAAGUGAAGAGAAAGAGAAGUUGAAGGACGAAGAAACCAGGAUUUCCACGAAUGUGUCUUCCAUAAAGACUCUGGCACCUGAAAUUAACGAGAACUCUGUUUCUCCACUACGUACUAAGUCUUCUAGGAGUGAAAAACAAGUCAAUAACCCGUUAACAUCGGAGGAUGAUACCAAAGGAACUUUAGAGAGUACACCAUCAGAGUCGGUGAAUAGGACAGUAAGUCACAGAAAGCCAGACGAUGACAUACCCUCAGCAAAGUCAGCUAGUUGUCUCCAAAAAACGAAUACAUUUUUGCUAAAUUACCGUCAAGACGGUUCAAAUGUAAAGCUUCGUCCUUCUAUUAAAGCAACUGUGAAACGCAACUGUUUGCCUGUAAACUCAGAUCCUUAUCAGUCUUCACAGGCUGAAAACUUAUACGAAGCUCUCGGGACAUCUAUUUUUUCUCAAUGUUCUUCGAAAAGUGUAUCAAACAAUUAUGCUGUGAGCGACAGUUCAACCACCUCAGACACCACUGUAAUGAAAAAGAACAGGAUUGUCUCAUUUCCACAUACAACUUCGGAAACAGUAGAAAACACCAAAAAUGAGUAACCAUUACUCAUACCUAGCAAACUUCGACGUGCAAAAUCCACAAUAUCCAGUGAUUGCAAUUCUACCCAUGAAUGUAUUCUAGAAGCUAGAUCUUUAGCUAAAGAAUGUAGUCCUUUACAAAAUAUAAUAGAUUCAGAUUGUUACGUAUAGAAGGCGUUAUAACUAAUUCACAAUCUUAGCACAUGCAAAAGUUUAUAAAAGUUAUUAAUUAAUGACUCUUAAUUUCUUUCGCUACGUAUAUGGAAGGAUCUUUAAGGAAAUAAAAGUUCACAUUUAUUUUAAUAAAAAGAGCGUAGGUAUUUCUUUAAAGUACUUUAAUUGUAUCUUUAUAACUGGUAGAUUUGAGAUUAAUAUGCUUACUAGUAUUCCAAGUAAAACCAAUUAAUAGUUAAAACUAAUAUUUGUGAAGCUAGACUUGAUAAGCCAGUCUACCGAGGAUUGUUUCUAAGAUAACAAACUUCCACUAGAGUACUUUACCAAAUGAAAGUAACUUUUAACUUAAUAUUGUGUUUUAACACCUCUAAAGUUACAGAAUGGGCUUAUAAGCUUGUGAGUCAACACAAGUGGUCAGGUAUCACCAAAUGAUCAUAGUUACUGUAUAUUCUCCUUAUAUAUAUAAAAUGUGUUUAAUAUUCGUCUAUCUUGUUAUUUUACUGUAUUUAUACUAUUUAAGAAUAAGGUUCCA
Limulus polyphemus (Atlantic horseshoe crab) is the source of this 4492-nucleotide messenger RNA. RefSeq lists its product as uncharacterized. Bases 358 to 3807 code for a protein of 1149 amino acids. Gene Ontology annotation, cellular component: cytosol. Gene Ontology annotation, molecular function: fibroblast growth factor receptor binding; transmembrane receptor protein tyrosine kinase adaptor activity. NCBI's taxonomy places the organism in Eukaryota, Metazoa, Arthropoda, Merostomata, Xiphosura, Limulidae. The record is from RefSeq and is a predicted model, not a curated record. The transcript is spliced from 20 exons.